Molecule: messenger RNA, 1890 nt
Organism: Neurospora tetraspora
Lineage: Eukaryota; Fungi; Ascomycota; Sordariomycetes; Sordariales; Sordariaceae
Exons: 2
Coding region: 1-1890 (629 amino acids)
Molecular function (GO): protein binding
Source: RefSeq, a predicted model, not a curated record
AUGUGCUUCCAAAUCCCCCUCACUCCCGCCAUCUGCCGCACCUGCGGCUCCGCCAAGCCGAUCCCAGACGAACAGACUCUCUGCGCCACGGCUCAAGAGCUGGGCAUUGAGUUUGAAGACGAUUAUGUCAACAAGUGCCCUAAUGGGGUGAGGACCAUCACGGUCCAGCAGAAGGCGGAUAAGGAGCUUGAGAGGGGGGUGAAGUGUUUGGUUUGUGUCAUCUCGCCAUACCUCACCGUACCUCCUCACAAUUCACCCCGCCUCGAGCACUCAACGAAAAUGCCGGUCAUCUCGUUGCAUAAUGUCCCGUUGGACAUCCUCCUCAUCAUCCUGGGAAACGUUGAUCCCAUCUCAUUGAUCAACCUGGCCCAGACCUGCCAGGCUCUUCGAGCUACUAUUCACCCAACACGCGCCAACCUCCUCCAGCGCCUGCUCGCCCUUGAGCUGAUUCCCGAACACGGCGGCAUCGUACCGCUCAUCAGAAGCAGGGAUAAUCAGAUCACCCCUCCCAUUGGCUCCAAGGACUGGCAAGCCAACAAGUACGCUUGCGGAGGCUGCCUCAAGCUCUUGCCGCACACCAUGUUUGACAACCACAACAUCCUGCGGCUCGACCUUCGCAAGCCCCCUCCCGGCAGCAGGGAGGCUAACCGCCUUGCCGAAUGGUGGUAUCUCAACGGACGGGAUGACCACGUGAGAGCCCGGAUCAUCCAACACCGAGUGCAUACCCGUGCCCGACAUGAGCUUGAGUCACUUGCCGAUGUCCGGAGGCGGCAUUAUGAGGCCACCCACGCAGAGGAAGACAUGCCCCAUAACGGUGUCAACCAGUUCCUUUGGUUCGCGGACGAAGAGGCUGACACCCUAGCUGCGAACGACCGCAUUGCGUCUGACGCCGAACUCCUAAUUUGCGGCCUCCGCCGGCACAACCGUCGUUGCAAUGAAUGCCGCUUUCUCCGGGGCGACUGGCGUCAUCUUAACCCGGCCAACAACCCCGUGCAGGGCUUCUCCCCUUUACCAGUGGCCACGGGGCGGAAGUUGCCUUUCUACAAUCUUUUUGACAGGUGCUUCCCCACCUUGUUUCACCCUGUCCCUCUCGCCGAAACGGGCCGCCGCUUCACCCAAUUCGGCAACCAGCGAAAUAAGGCGUACACAUGGAUGAUGUGCACCAUUCGCUGCGGCGGUUGCGCCAAGUGGCAAGAUGCGUCACAGUUUCGUUUGCCAAUCGCGGCGUACAAGACGGAAGAUUUGCUGGUGAGGGAGAUAGACCAGUAUUUGGUGCGAGAUGCCGAGUUGGGAGAGCUGAGGGAGCCCAGAUGCAAUCGGUGCUUUUUGAGGGAGCACGGCAUGGCCGCGUUCAGACGGCAUCUGACAGCCUUCGCGAGGUCGCUGAUGUCGGAUGCCCUCGACAGGGCUCAGUUCCAAGUCCUCUUCGGGUGGGGCAAGCUCCGCGAAGACUUCCGUCUUCCUGGAGGAGACUUCGCAAACUGGGCCGAGUACGGCAGGCCGAUUGUCUCGGACUUCCCCAUCCAAGAAGACGACCUCCUCAUCGUGCCACCCCUCACCACACAGCAACUCGAUGACCUCUUCCGGCGGUACACCUGCUUCACCAUCUUUGUCGAGCACAUGUACCAAGGCUUGCGACCCGUGCGCCAGACCAUCUUGGACAGUCGCUCCAACGAAGAGGUCAUGAGCUACGUGAUGAGCUCGUGGUUCCGUAUUUGGUACGAUGAUUAUUAUCUCUACGAAAGGACGUAUCGGAGGCUGGAUGAUCGGUUCAGGUGGAUUCACCAGCAUGAGCAGGAGAUGGUAUCGUAUGCGUUGGGGGUUGAUCCGUUGGUGCCGGAGAGGUAUGAUUUUGAGUUGGAGGUGGAGGAGGGAGAGAUUGUUGAAUGA